Musa acuminata AAA Group (dessert banana) is the source of this 1486-nucleotide messenger RNA. Its product is annotated as homeobox-leucine zipper protein HAT9-like. NCBI's taxonomy places the organism in Eukaryota, Viridiplantae, Streptophyta, Magnoliopsida, Zingiberales, Musaceae. Gene Ontology annotation, biological process: regulation of DNA-templated transcription. Gene Ontology annotation, molecular function: DNA-binding transcription factor activity, RNA polymerase II-specific; sequence-specific DNA binding. The record is from RefSeq and is a predicted model, not a curated record. Bases 205 to 984 code for a protein of 259 amino acids. The transcript has 3 exons.
UUCGAGGCUUCACUGUCCUUUCUUUUUCUUCUGACUCGAUCUAUGUCAGCAUGUGUCAUGCUACCACAAAUUCCUAACAUCCUUCCGCCCAGGCCAUGGCUCAAAUACAUCGUGCAUCCCUCUUCCUUUCUUUCCCUUGCUUCCUUUCUUAGCUGACACCUCUCUUCCUUUGUCUCAUAGGAGCGUAUCCCCGUUAGCUCGGCCAUGGAUGCCUGUAAGGUUAAUAUGUGCAGCACUGGCCUUUCUCUUGCACUGAAUUAUUAUGGGAAAAGUACUGAUUCCUCAGUCGGUAAUCGUCCCCGGCCGAGCUCCGGUCUCGAGUUGGAAAUAUCUUCUUCCGCUGCUGCGGCUAUCGAGCCCUCUCUCACCCUCGGACUCCCCGGAGAUGGAAGAAAGGAUUGGUCAGUCGGCACGCAAUCUUCUCCUACUCAUAGUGUGAUGUCGUCGUUUCCCGGUGGCCAUCCAUCGAAGAUUAAUGGGGAGAACGAUGAGGCGGAGAAGAUCUGGCCGCGGAUCAGUGAUGAGGAGGAAGACGGCACUGCAAGGAAGAAGCUGAGGCUGACCAAGGGGCAAUCUGCCCUUUUGGAAGACAAGUUCAGGGAGCAUGGAACUCUUAAUCCGAAACAAAAGCAGGACUUGGCUCAGCAAUUGAACCUUCGGCCUCGGCAGGUGGAAGUGUGGUUCCAGAACAGGAGAGCGAGGAGUAAGCUCAAGAAAACGGAGGUGGAGCUCGAGUUCCUCAGGAAGUGCUGCGAGAGGCUGACAGAGGAGAACGUUAGGCUGCAGAAGGAGCUACAGGAGCUCAAGUCGCAAAAAUCUUCGGCGCCAAGGUACACGCAGCUCCACGAGGCGGCGCCCGCCUUCGCGAUGUGCCCAUCUUGCAACAAGGUCACUGGCGCCAGCGACGGCUCCGGAAGCGGGCUUCUCGCGGCGGCCUCAAAGCGUCACUUCUCCAACCCCUUCGCUCACUGCGCAGCACGCUAAGGUGAGACGUAAACCUACCUGUGUCCAAAGGCAUAACCCACCCCCUUCCUUUUUAACCAGGGUUUGGGAGAUGUAAUCUGAUACAUGCUUCCUCUGACUGAUACCACUACUUACAUACUAUCUUCUCCUUCUCUCGUAGAAGGAUCGAUCUCUCCUUCUCUUGCUUGUGUCGGAAACUAGUUAGCUUAUGGCCAAUAUUGUUUUGUACCCUCUCUCUCUCUCUCUGUACUGCGUUUCCCUAUGGAGGAGAGAGAUUAAAAUAGUCAUGCCAUUAAAGGAGGAUUCAAUUAUCCAUUGUCGGGUGUCAUUUGAACUGAUUCAAAUAUAUGAACGUACUCUACGUGGUUUGCAGUGUCUCAGAAGGAAUGAUUCUUGACUUUAGCUGUCAGGCUUUUGCUCAUUAGGCUUCUUUGGGUACGUGUAAAUAUUCAAAAACAAAAAUUAUUUCUUGAUAAAUUGAUUAUCUCAGACACUAUUUCUGAGGGCAAACAUCAGCGCAUUC